UAUCAUGCUUUCUUCGUGACUCCUCAUGCUGAACAAAAAAAUCUCAAAUAUUUAAAUUUAAAAACACAUUAUUUUCAUUUUCUUCAGUUCAAUUUACUAAUUACCGUUUAAAACUUGUUCAUUCUUAAACGGUAGUAUAAUGUCAGCGGAACCAGUGGUAAAUGGUGUCGGCGGCACCGAUGAACAAACCGACAAUGUAGAUGAUGUGAAUGCUAAGAAAACUGUAAAAUAUGACAGUGGAGCAGCCGAUCUAGAAAAAGUGACCGACUAUGCCGAAGAAAAAGAAGUCAUAUCAACCGAUGAUAUAUCUGGAGCAAUGACUAUCAUUGGUGACAGAAGGUUAAAAGAAGCAGCAGACAAAAUAGCAAAAGAAAAAGAACUGCAAAAAGUCUCCAUAAAAAAGUCUGAUGUUGAAUUGAUUAUACAAGAAAUGGAAAUAUCGAAAACGCUAGCCGAAAGAACGUUAAGGGAAUGCCACGGAGACGUCGUAAAGGCCCUGAUUGCCCUGACCAAUUGAAAAUAUAAAUCAACAUUUGGAAUUUUCCGAGUAAAAAGAAAAAAAUUACGAAAAAAAAUUCUACAUGUUAUAAUUAUAUACGAAACACGUUGUAAAUAAUAUCGACUAAUGUUCAAACAACACGAGUAAAUAAACAAAUAAAUAAUUUAAAAAAAAAAAAAAAAAAACUGUAUAACAUUAAAUAACAAUUACAUA
This is a messenger RNA of Melanaphis sacchari, 712 nucleotides long. Its product is annotated as huntingtin-interacting protein K. NCBI's taxonomy places the organism in Eukaryota, Metazoa, Arthropoda, Insecta, Hemiptera, Aphididae. The record is from RefSeq and is a predicted model, not a curated record. Gene Ontology annotation, biological process: negative regulation of apoptotic process; protein stabilization. The transcript is spliced from 3 exons. Bases 140 to 517 code for a protein of 125 amino acids.